This is a messenger RNA of Melopsittacus undulatus (budgerigar), 754 nucleotides long. It is a transcript of the gene DRAP1, whose product is annotated as DR1 associated protein 1. Lineage: Eukaryota; Metazoa; Chordata; Aves; Psittaciformes; Psittaculidae. Gene Ontology annotation, molecular function: protein heterodimerization activity; RNA polymerase II general transcription initiation factor activity; core promoter sequence-specific DNA binding. Gene Ontology annotation, cellular component: negative cofactor 2 complex; nucleus. Gene Ontology annotation, biological process: transcription by RNA polymerase II. The record is from RefSeq and is a predicted model, not a curated record.
GGGUUUGUCGGCAGCGGAGCCGGAGCGGAGCACGGGAGAGGCCGGGAGCGGGGCACGGGGCCCGCAGCGGGACCGGAACCGGAAACGGGACCGGAAACGGGACCGGAACCGGAACCGAGCGAUGCCGAGCAAGAAGAAGAAAUACAACGCCCGGUUUCCGCCGGCUCGCAUCAAGAAGAUCAUGCAGACGGAUGAGGAGAUCGGGAAGGUGGCGGCUGCUGUUCCCGUCAUCAUCUCCCGUGCCCUGGAGCUGUUCCUGGAGUCCCUGCUGCGCAAGGCCUGCCACGUCACCCAGUCCCGUAAUGCCAAGACCAUGACCACAUCCCACCUGAAGCAAUGCAUUGAACUGGAGCAGCAGUUUGACUUCCUAAAGGAUCUGGUGGCUGCGGUCCCGGAUAUGCAGGGGGAUGGAGAUGAGCCCCAUGGCGAUGGGGAGAGGGGGCCCCGAAGGGGUCGUCGCCCUGGAGCCGCCCGGAAGAACGGGGGUCCCGGUGGGAAGGGGAAGGAUCCCAAACAGUCGGGAACGGACACGGAGCAGGAGGAGGACACUGAGGACAGUGACAGCGAUGGGGAGGAGGAGCCCCCGCCCCCCCCCCCCCGCCCCCCACCCCUUGUUCCCACAGCCCGGGGGGGGCCCUUUGCCCCCCUGGGGCCCCCCCCAACGCUGCCGGGGGGGGGGGGGGGGCUCCCCCUGGCCCCUGCCCCCCCCCGGGCCCGAGAGGAGGAGGUUGAGGAGGAAGAUUACGACUCCUGA